Molecule: messenger RNA, 813 nt
Organism: Rodentolepis nana
Lineage: Eukaryota; Metazoa; Platyhelminthes; Cestoda; Cyclophyllidea; Hymenolepididae
Source: the annotation of a GenBank genome assembly
AUGCCCCACUUAAAACUACUCCAUAGAACUUGGAAAUAUUCAGAAGAUGAAUUUGUUAUAUCCAGUUUGGCUCAAAUGACAUUACGAAUAAUCUUGAAUGGCCGAGUUAAAUAUCAGUUCUAUCAAACCUUCCUUUACGGCGAAGAAACUCUUUUAGACGAUGAAGAAAAAGCUGAACUUAUUCGACAGAUUCGUGAAAUCGGAAAAUUUUCCUUGCGUGACUUCCUUUGUAAAAAGUUUGCCGCUGCACCAUGCGGAGAUACCGAAGAUGAUAGAAAUGAAGCAAUCGAUGCUGUGGCUUCGGCUCUUACUGAUUUUUCAACAGAUCUUGAUUUGACCAUGUCUGACCUCUCAGUUGCUUUGAUUCUUCUUCGAUGGCAAUCGGACCAGUGGAUUAGUGGGCAGGGUUCAGUUUCUGUUGAAAAUGUAUUAAAGCAAACAUUCCCAGAUAUAACAAAUAUUGCAGCUCCGCUGGAUCCCUGUGCAGAGGAUCCAAUGGAUAAACUGGAAUCAAACUGGUUGCAUAUUUCACGACUCCGACGAUACUCGAAACUUGUAAAUGCAUCAUAUGGGUGGAUUUAUUACGUCCUUAACAAUCCUUGCAGUUGUAUUGCCCUCAACCGACUUUGUAAACGGCUUUCAUGCGGGAAUCCGACUGCACCGGACAGGCAAAUUGAUUUUGAAAGCGGAAUUAUGGGACCUGGAGGAUGUCUCUGCGCUGGUAAAAAUUGCUACCUUUCGGCCUUUCUGGAAAUGUCUCAACUGAAAACAGAGAAUAUUUUGACAUUCCAAAUCACAGAUCAGGCAAGUUGA